This is a messenger RNA of Epinephelus fuscoguttatus (brown-marbled grouper), 5624 nucleotides long. It is a transcript of the gene adamtsl4, whose product is annotated as ADAMTS-like 4. The transcript is spliced from 17 exons. Gene Ontology annotation, molecular function: metalloendopeptidase activity. Gene Ontology annotation, biological process: extracellular matrix organization. Gene Ontology annotation, cellular component: extracellular matrix. The coding region runs from base 413 to 4015 and encodes 1200 amino acids. The record is from RefSeq and is a predicted model, not a curated record. Lineage: Eukaryota; Metazoa; Chordata; Actinopteri; Perciformes; Serranidae.
GUGUAUGCGUGUGAAAGAGAGGCAGAGGAGAGAGAGAUAAUCUGUCCAUUUUGUGUCUCCUGCCUCCCCCCUUUCUCUCCCCCCCUGGCCCCCUGGCUGCCAGGCGUCACACCAGUUUAUAAUAAGGACCCCAAAAAAAGUUGUCGAGCGAACCGAGUGAAAGAGAGAGAAAAAACGGAACCCUUCCCACUCUCCAAAAAUCACGGGGAGUGACUGUGACAGGAGGAAGGGGACAGACAGACAGAGAGAGAGGGAGAGAGCUGAAGAAGCCCUCGUAGGACUUCAUCACAUUUCUUUCAGGACUGCGCGGACCACAAACGGACCACAACCUAAUCACCAAACCUGGACUGAUAAUCAAUAGCGGUGAUUAGUCGCGGAGUGAGACCUGUUGUGGGGAGACUCUUGGAGGAGCAUGCGGCUCGGUUUACUAUUCAGGCUCUAUGUGCUGUGGGGCUUUGUGGUGGUCACGACCUCCGUGACCAAGGCAGCCAAGAGGAAGGUGGCAGGCAGACGGUCCAGACAGGUGUUUGACGCAGAGCCUGUGGAGGGGGUGUGGUCAGUCUGGGGGGAGUGGUCUGAAUGCUCUCAGACCUGCAGCGUAGGCGUCUCACAGAGGAGCAGGAAGUGUUUACCUCCUCCACCUCCCCAGAACCCUCCCCUCUCCCACUCUCCACCUAACUGGGCAGGUUAUGUGCCCGGAGGCAUCGGAGGUCCUGUCAUCUCACCUUUGCGCCCCUUUUACUCUCCUCGUUACCCCGGGCAACACCAGCCUUAUCACUCCCCAUCAAUCCCCACCCAUCACAACCCGGGGCUGCCUUUGUAUCGGAAUACCAAUACCGGGGGAGGAGUAGGAGGAGGAGGAGGAGGUGGAGGUGGAGGAGCUCCUGUACCAGGACAGGCCAAUCCAAACCCUCCUUAUUACCAGCCAGAAUUCCCCCCAACCAGUCAAGACCAUGUGUCUGUUUACCGAUCGCCCUACCAUGCCCCUUCACACGGCUACAACCAGCCAGCACGCAUCAUCAGGAGACCAACCAAUCCAGGAACAGCGAGGGCUGCAGGGAGCAGAAGGUCGAUCUCUGCCAAUCGGGACGGUUUGCCUGCGAGGAGGCCUUCUGCCAUCCGUCCGGGUCAGUUUGGGUACGGCAGAGUCCCGUUCUCUCUGCCUUUGCAUCGUCCCAACCGCCAGGCUCGCCACACUAUUAACGGCACUGAUGCUGAAACACCAACUGGAGUCAGUGAAGAUGACGUAGACAGGACAGAGGAAGAGGUGACAGGGAGUGAUGGAGAAGAUAGUGAGGCAGGGAGGCGUGACGAGGAGGAGGAGGGCACAGAGGGGCCUGCUGCUGAGGAGUUUCCCACGACAACCACCACAACUGGCAACCCACACCGCCGUGUUGACCGACCCCCACAAACCAACACAGAGCAUGUGAGGGCAAGAGAGCGAGCCCCACCCUCUCACCCCUUCUCACGCUCCUCAUCACCAUCUUACCUAUCCAGCCGCCAUCGGUUUGAUUGGCACUCUGUCACUGCCCCGCCUCCUCCCGUCCCUCCUCUGUCCCGACCAAACUCCCCCGCCGUCUCGUCACCUUUUUCCCCUCCUCUCCACCGCUCCAGUCCAGUGCACAGAGAAAGGGAGCUCCACCCAGGCUUCAGCCCCCACGCCCCCCAUGCCCCACCACCUGGCGACAUCUACCCGCUACAGCACCCCCACCUCCCGCACCUGGGAGUGGAACCAGGCAGGGAUGGAGGAAGAGGAGCUCCCCAGGUGUACAGAUGCCCUGGGCCAGAGAAGGAGUACCGCAGGUGCUUUUCACAGGUGUGUGGAGCGGGUGCAUUGGACUCCAGAGCAGAGCAGUGUGCAGCCUUUAACACCCAGGAGUUCAUGGGUCGCCUUUACGACUGGGAGCCUUUCACUGAGGUUGGUGUGGACAAACAGUGCGAGCUGACCUGCAGGCCUGCCGGCUAUCGUUUCUACGUCCGCCAGGCCGAGCGCGUCAGAGAUGGCACCCCUUGCUUCAACGUCAGCUCAAACGAUGCAUGUGUAGAGGGUCGGUGUCUGACCGAGGGCUGCGAUGGCAUACUGGGUUCCGGCUCUGUGAUUGACAAGUGUGGAGUGUGUGGUGGGAAGGAGAGCUCCUGUCGAAAGGUGACGGGAAGCUUCCAGAAUGUCACAGUUCCCCUUGGUUACUACAAAAUCCUGGACAUCCCACCCGGGGCUACAUUCAUCAACAUUACAGAGAGACGAGCCAGCCCCAAUUACCUGGCCAUGAGGAGCGGCACCGGGGCUUCGGUGGUGAAUGGCCGUUGGGCUGUGGACCCUCCGGGGGAUUACCAGGCAGGAGGGACCACCUUCACCUACACCCGACCUAGAGCACAGGCAGACGGGGAGGAAGAGAGAGGCGAGUCCCUCAGGGCUCCAGGACCAACCACCACACAGCUUCAGCUAUAUAUCAUUUUCCACAAGGAGAACCCGGGCAUCGACUACGAGUUUUACAUCCCUGUGGAGAAGGAGGCAGAGAGAGAGAGGCUGACGGAGAGGGAGAGGGAGGUACCCAGAGAGAGGCCGAGGGAGCGAGAGCCAGCGAGGGCACCCCUUCGCAGUCCUCUCACAGUGUCAGUUGAAGACCCUCUCCCUGCUCCUCCCCCUAUUUCGGUCCCUUCUUUCCCCUCCUCUUCCUCCUCCUCUAGCUCUGUGUUUUCUCCCCCCUCCUCGGACCGAUGGACACCUGGAAGGUCACGUACUCGGAGCUCUGCGCCCAAUAGGAAUGCUCGCAUCCCCCCUCGCACUGACCUGCCACCAGACACUCAGCCACCAUUUGUGUGGAGGAGAGGAGGACUCACAGAGUGUUCUGCAUCCUGUGGCAAAGGUUUUCAGAACAGAAUCAUUCUGUGUAUAAACCGCCACACAGACGAAGAAGUCCCAGACAGGAAGUGUGACUCUGCAGCCAAGCCGGUUCCUGAGGAGGAGCCCUGUAACACAUUUCCCUGCCCACCAUUCUGGGAGGCCAGUUCAUGGUCAGAGUGCAGCGUCUCCUGUGGCCCCGGGAUGCAGCAGAGGCAGCUCCAGUGCAGGCAGAGCUUUGGGAACCGCUCCACUAUGGUACACCCUCAGCGCUGUGCCAACCUCACCCCACCAGAGUCCACGCAGGCAUGUCAGCUCAGCGUGUGCUCCCACUGGGAGGUCAGCUCCGAUUGGAGCACGUGCUCAGUGGACUGUGGAGUCGGGAGGAGGACGAGGAGCGUGCGCUGCGUCAGCGAUCAAGGCAGCGAGGUGAACGAGAAGGAGUGCAACUCCAGGAUUCGCCCACGAGGAACUGAGGAGUGCAACAUGGGCCCCUGUGUAACCAACUGGUACUUCACCGACUGGUCCAACACUUGUUCUGCGCCGUGUGGCCCCGGGGUGCAGAAGAGGGAGGUGGUGUGUCUGACUCGAGGAGGAGUCAGGGAGGGAGGAGGGGCAGGGGACUGUGUUGGGGAUAAACCGGCAGAGAUGAAGGCCUGCAACGGGGGUCCCUGUGUGCCGACAACCAUUUGGUACAGCAGCCCCUGGACACAGUGUAAUGUCCCCUGUGGGAAUGGAACCCAGCGACGAGACAUCAUUUGUGUCCAGAGGAUGGGGAAUGAUUUUUCUGUCGUACCAGUCAGCGAGUGCGCUCAUCUGGACAAGCCUGCCGCGGUCCAGGAGUGUGAGAUGGGAGAGUGUGAGCCACAGUGGUUCACAACAGAGUGGAGCGCGUGCUCACGUUCGUGUGGAAAAGGCUUACAGAUGAGGGAAGUACGGUGUCUGACACCGAACAAAAAGCACAGUCAAGAAUGUGACUUGGACACCAAACCUGCACAGGAGCAAAUCUGCAACACAAUACCCUGCAGUCCACAAGUCGCAGAUGAAAACUGCCGGGACAGACGUCACAACUGUGUGAUGGUGGUUCAGGCCAGGCUGUGCGUCUACUCCUACUAUAAGACCAACUGCUGCGCCUCGUGUACCCAGAGUGCUCAGCGGGCCAAGAGGCACUGACCAGCCAAUCACACAGACAGCCCAGGUGUGCCAGAAGUCAAGGAUGAGGUCAAAGGGCUGAUCACCCCCGACAUGAUAAACCUGUAGAAAGGACAGCCCAGUGUAGACAUAUUCCCUGUGAUGGCCGUCAGAUAACAUUUAGCUAUUUUCUCCUGAUUCUUCAGGUAAAACACUGUGAAAGCAGCUGGUUCCUUUUUCCCAGUUCUCUGUAUACGAUCUCAUAUCGUCUAUUAGAACCACGUACUCCACUGAGAUUGCAUCUGUUUACUUUGUGCGUUAGCUUUAACAGGUUCGUAAUGUGUCACACACGGGGCUGGGUGACACAUUCGCUGCAGUUUCAACUCUCAUUUCUAAGGCUGAGAGAUUAUAAAGGAAGGUGCUCACUAUGGACACAGCUGUGUUUCAACAGCAAAUUUAGCCUCUUUUUUUUAAGAUUCUUUUUAAUCUAUGGGAUCUUAAAACAGACGUAAUUAGACAUGCAUACCACUAAUUAUGAAAAGAAACGUGCUGAACAAAUAAUUACCAUGUGUGCUAGACAAACUGUGUAUACUGUAGUGCUACGUGUGCUGAGGAUCUACUGGAAUAGAUCUGCUGUGUGCACCCAGCUCAGCUAGAAGGAUUUCAUUAACAUAUCGUACGUCUUUUUCUGUUUGCCAAAAAAUUCUCCUCAAACGUCCUCUUAUUGUCGAGUUCAGUAUUUGGACAGAUGAACCAAAGGAGUGGGGUGACCAUGGCAGUACGUGACCAAAUAUAUCAGAGCGGGAAGAGGUGAGAAUCCUCCCAAACUAGAAGGAUGAGACAUGAGACAUGGACGUUAAAGAUAGACUAUGCAGGAUUUUCCUAAAACAAAUACAGACUCAUACAGAAGUAAUCCCUCUCCAUCUUCACUUAUGACCCACUAAAAGUGUGUGGCGGUGCUUGUAUUUUCUUAUUUCCUUUUAUUUUCUGUGCACAGGACGUUUAUAGGCGUGUACCCUCGCAGUGCUCAGGUGAGGGCGGGGGUUUAUGAAAGGGUAGCAUCAGGAUGUCAGACAGUAAGCGGCAGGCAUCCAAGAGACACUGCACCAAAAAAUUUUAAAUGUAGCGAAGCAAAACGCCAAACAAGAAUAAAUCUAGGGUUGUCUUUUACUUUCAAUGGCGAGUGUCUUUACAAACAGUAACCAACAAUCCUGCAUAGUUUACCUUUAAACAAGCAGCACAGACUCUGCACAGUCCUUCAACAUAUUCAUGUCAGUUACAUACACAUGUAGUGAUUUUAAAGAGGAAACAGACAACUUCUUAACUUUUCACUCCCUCAAAUUUUUAAGUGGUGUUAUUGUUGGUGCCGCUGCCACAGUCGACACACUCCCUUUGUGCUGUAAAAUGAGCCGUAAUUUUCCUAGGAGACCAAGAUGGUGUCAUUAUUCUAUAGCCAUUACAUAUGCAAUCCUCAUUUACUUCAUAAUGAUCAAUUAAAGCUAAAGACUUGUCUGUUUCACUUUAAAGAGAGCUGCUGGUGUGAAGACUCACAGUUUUUUCUUUUUACUAAACUAAAGCUGCUGCUCACUGAAUAACCCACACACACACACACACACACACACACACACACACACACACACACACACACACA